AAAUUUUCUGCCCUUCUCUGUAUCCAAAGCUGGAUUAGAUAUGUUGGCAAAAGUAUUGGCCCUUGAAUUGGGACCAAAAGGCAUCCGCAUCAAUACCAUCAAGUGGGUAGUAUACAGGUUAGCAAUAAAGUGACCAGUAUGCAAGAGAAAAUCAAGGACGUGACACCAUUGGGCCGAUUGGGUGAGCCCCUGGACGUGGCCCGGGCCACAGUUUUUUUAGCCUCGAGUGACGCCCAGUUUAUAACCGGCGCUAAUCUCAUAGUCGACGGCGGAGUUAUACCUAAUUUUGGCAUUUUUAAUAUGAACUAAUGAUUUAC
Messenger RNA from Medioppia subpectinata, 317 nucleotides. The record is from the annotation of a GenBank genome assembly. Lineage: Eukaryota; Metazoa; Arthropoda; Arachnida; Sarcoptiformes; Oppiidae.